Messenger RNA from Alligator mississippiensis (American alligator), 926 nucleotides. RefSeq names its product cilia- and flagella-associated protein 45. The coding region runs from base 378 to 815 and encodes 145 amino acids. The transcript is spliced from 4 exons. NCBI's taxonomy places the organism in Eukaryota, Metazoa, Chordata, Crocodylia, Alligatoridae. The record is from RefSeq and is a predicted model, not a curated record.
UGUCAGCAUGUGCGAAUGCUCUGUGUGCACAGCACUGUGUGAGCACUGCACAUGCAUGUUAAUACUGCACGUGGUUGUGUGGGGCUGCUGGGCACAUAUGUGCACCUGACACUGCCUGUGUGAGAAUGCUGCACAGGCAUCAGUGCCUCAGCACGCACGCACACACACACACGCAUACACACGUGUCAUAAUAUGACUGCUCUGCCCAUGUGUGCCCGUGUGCGGAGGGGUCAGUGGCUCAUGGAGCUGGGGCUGUGCUGUGGCAGGUGCAGGAAGCAGAGGUCAAGGAGCAGCAGAAAGCCCUCCAUGAGAAGGAGCCAGGGACGGCCCGCCUGAGGACCCUGCAGCAGAGGGCUGGCGUCCAAGCUAAGAAGGACAUGCUCCAGGCCAAGCAGCACCAGGAGACCAGGGAAAGGGAGGAGCAGCAGAGCCUCCUGGAGCAGAUGGCCUGCAAGAAGCACCAGCAGGUCAAACAAACCAAGCGGCACUGCAGCUAUUUUGAGCAGGUCGUCAGGAAGCAGCAGGAGCAGGCGCUGAAGAUGCGAAGGCAGCAGGAGGAGAGGGUGGCCAAGCAAGUGGAGUACGGCAAAGCGGUGCGGCGCCUGGUGCUGGAGUGCCAGGAUCAGCUGGUGCACAAGUGGGCCAUCUGCUUUGAGGCUGGGAAGCACCAGCAACAGGACAUGCAGAAACCCCCGGACUGCAAUGGCCAGCUGAAGAGAACCAGGAUGCAGGAGCUCCGAGCCAGCGUCCUGCCUGACAAAUACUGCAGAGCUGUGGAGCACAAGGGCUGGAUGAAACCAGGCCCCAAGGACUGAGAGUCUCCCUGUACUGCUCAGCCUAACCCAGGGGGGUCGUGUGAGGCCUCUCCCUGGCCUAGACUUAUUUUCAUGUUUUAUUUCAUAGUUUUAGAAAGAGUGUAAAUAAAA